AAGAGACAAAGCUUCAUAUUGAUCUUCUUCUUGUGUUGUUUGAUGAAGCAUUAUUGAUGGAGGGUGGUGACAUAUUUAGAGUUAGCAGCGCGCGUUUAGGCAGCUCGAGUAUAUGGCGGAACACCGGCAUGGAAUCUUUUUCGCGGUCCGAAAAAGAUGCCGAAGACGACGAAGAAGCAUUGAAGUGGGCCGCCCUCGAGAAACUUCCGACGUAUCUCCGUAUAAGGAGAGGCAUGCUUGUCGAAGACGAGGGUAAAACACGAGAAGUCGAUAUAAAGAAUCUCGGAUUAUCCGAACGAAGGAAUCUCGUCGAGAGGCUACUUAAGAUUGCCGAGGAAGGCAAUGAGAAGUUUUUGCUCAAGCUCAAGGAACGAAUUCAAAGGGUAGGUCUUGAUUUUCCGACGAUCGAAGUCCGGUUCGAGAACUUGAACGUUGAUGCGGAUGCAUAUGCGGGGGGUCGAGCUUUACCUACCAUAUUCAACUUUACUGUCAAUAUAUUGGAGGGUUUCUUGAGUUAUCUUCGUAUUCUUCCGAACAGAAAGAAACCGUUGCCGAUUCUGCAUGAUGUAAGUGGGAUCAUAAAACCAGGAAGGAUGACGUUGCUUUUGGGCCCACCGAGCUCUGGAAAAACGACGUUGCUACUAGCUUUAGCUGGGAAGCUCGAUCCGGAGUUGAAAAUAUCGGGGAGAGUGACGUACAACGGUCAUGAGAUGAACGAGUUUGUACCGCAAAGGACGUCGGCUUACAUAAGCCAGCACGAUUUGCACAUUGGAGAACUGACGGUUAGAGAAACGCUCGCUUUCUCCGCCAGAUGUCAAGGAGUUGGCGCUCGUUACGAAAUGCUGACCGAGUUGUCGAGGAGAGAGAAGGAAGCAAACAUUAAACCGGACCCUGAUCUCGAUAUUUACAUGAAGGCAUCGUCGAUUGGAGGGCAGGAAGCAAGUGUGGUAACGGAUUACAUCAUCAAGAUUUUAGGACUUGAAGUGUGUGCCGAUACGUUAGUAGGCGACGAAAUGUUCCGAGGAAUAUCCGGAGGACAAAGAAAGAGACUCACGACAGGCGAAAUGAUGGUCGGACCGGCAAGAGCACUAUUCAUGGACGAGAUAUCGACCGGUUUGGAUAGUUCGACAACUUUCCAAAUCGUGAACUCGAUACGACAAUCGAUCCACAUUUUGCAGGGAACUACUAUAAUCUCACUCCUACAGCCUGCACCGGAAACGUACGAUUUAUUCGACGACAUCAUUCUUCUAUCCGAUGGUCAGAUCGUAUACCAAGGUCCCCGAGAAAACGUACUAGAAUUCUUCGAGCACAUGGGGUUUCGAUGCCCCGAGAGAAAAGGAGUAGCCGAUUUCUUGCAGGAAGUGACGUCGAAGAAAGAUCAAGAACAGUACCGGAUACAAAAAGACGAAACUUACGAGUACGUUUCUGUCCAAGAGUUUUCCGAAGCAUUCCGGUCGUUCCGUAUCGGUCAAGAGCUCGGCGAUGAGCUGGCGGUUCCGUUCGACAAGGAAAAGAGCCACCCUACUGCACUAACCACCGAUAAAUACGGCGUCAGCAAAAAAGAGCUUCUGAAAGCGUGCGUGGCUCGAGAAUAUCUGUUGAUGAAGCGGAAUUCGUUCGUCUACAUAUUCAAGAUGCUACAACUUAUCAUUGUAGCUAGCAUUUCAUUGACGUUGUUUCUGCGCACGGAAAUGCCGAAGAAUAACGUGACGGACGGCGGAAUAUACUUGGGUGCUCUGUUUUUCGCGCUUAUUAUGAUUAUGUUCAACGGAUUCUCGGAGCUCGCACUCAGUAUUAUGAAACUCCCGGUUUUUUUCAAGCAACGGGAUCUUUUGUUUUUUCCUCCGUGGGCAUAUACUUUGCCUUCGUGGAUUCUCAAGAUUCCGAUCACACUCGUCGAAGUUGCUAUUUGGGUGGGUAUGACUUACUAUGCCACGGGAUACGAUUCUGACGCCGGAAGGUUUUUCAGACAACUGCUUCUGCUUAUAUGUGUGAAUCAAAUGGCUUCGGCGCUGUUCCGUUUGAUGGGGGCGCUAGGACGAAACCUCAUCGUUGCGAAUACGUUUGGUUCGUGCGCAUUGCUCACGGUUUUCGUCUUGGGUGGUUUCAUUUUAUCACGAGAUGAUAUCAAAAAAUGGUGGAUAUGGGGUUUCUGGACUUCGCCUUUGAUGUACGGGCAGAACGCCAUCGCGGUGAACGAGUUUCUCGGAAAGAGUUGGAGUCAUGUUCCUGCAGGCUCGACGGAAUCGGUUGGAUUGACGGUUUUAAAAGCUCGAGGGCUUUUUUCGGAAGCACGAUGGUAUUGGAUUGGUGUCGGAGCGAUUAUCGGAUACGUGUUCCUAUUCAAUUUCCUAGUUACCGUUGCUCUGACUUAUUUGAACCCGUUCGGGAAACCACAAGCGAUUCUACCGGAAGAAGCAGUAGCGGAGAGGAAUGCGGGACGAGGAGACGAUGUUCGGAGAAGUUCGUCGUCGGGAUCCAUGUCAUCAAGAGUCGGCACGGUUAUCGGUAAUGCCGAUCCAAACCGGAAGAGAGGAAUGAUUUUACCGUUCGAGCCUCUUUCGAUCACAUUUUGCGAUAUCCGUUACGCAGUAGAUAUGCCACAGGAAAUGAAAGCUCAAGGAAUUCAAGAAAACCGACUCGAGCUGCUGAAAGGCGUGAGCGGUGCUUUCCGGCCCGGAGUUUUGACGGCGCUGAUGGGCAUUAGUGGGGCCGGUAAAACCACUUUAAUGGAUGUAUUAGCGGGUCGGAAAACCGGUGGUUAUAUAAACGGGACAAUCACUAUAUCGGGUUACCCGAAAAAGCAAGAAACGUUCGCACGUAUUGCAGGAUACUGCGAGCAAACCGACAUUCACUCACCUCACGUCACGGUCCACGAGUCCUUACAAUUUUCCGCGUGGAUGCGCUUGCCUCCCGAAGUCGACACUGCAACGAGAAAGAUGUUUAUUGAAGAGGUGAUGGAGCUAGUCGAGCUUACACCGCUGAGAGAAGCGCUCGUGGGCUUGCCCGGAGUGAACGGACUUUCGACCGAGCAGAGAAAGAGGCUAACGAUUGCGGUCGAACUCGUUGCGAAUCCAUCGAUCAUAUUUAUGGACGAGCCGACUUCGGGCCUCGACGCAAGAGCUGCUGCAAUUGUAAUGAGAACCGUUAGAAACACAGUCGAUACAGGUCGAACGGUUGUUUGCACUAUCCAUCAACCGAGCAUCGACAUUUUCGAUGCCUUUGACGAGCUAUUACUACUCAAACGAGGAGGCGAAGAAAUAUACGUGGGCCCUUUAGGCCGACAUUCUUCUCAGCUAAUUAAAUACUUUGAGGAAAUCGACGGAAUCAGUAAAAUCAAAGACGGUUAUAAUCCAGCUACGUGGAUGCUCGAUAUAACCUCGACGGCACAAGAAGCAGCUCUCGGCGUCGAUUUUGCCGAACUAUAUAAGAACUCCGAACUUUGCAGGAAAAACAAAGCGCUGAUCGAGGAGCUAACUGUACCGAUCCCGGGUUCGAAAGAUUUGUACUUCUCGAAACGGUACUCGCAAUCUUUCUCGACUCAAUGCAUGGCUUGCCUGUGGAAGCAGCACUGGUCGUAUUGGAGAAACCCUCCGUACACGGCAGUAAGGCUGCUAUUUACGACGUUCAUCGCGUUACUUUUCGGGACUAUUUUUUGGGGUAUUGGGUCCAAACGGGAGCGACAGCAAGACGUGUUCAACGCAAUGGGUUCGAUGUACGUUGCCGUUCUAUUUCUCGGCAUACAAAAUGCUACGUCGGUUCAACCGGUUGUUGCGAUUGAGAGAACGGUCUUCUACAGAGAGAGAGCUGCUGGAAUGUACUCGGCUUUGCCGUAUGCGUUUGGACAGGCUGUAAUUGAAUUGCCUUACCUUCUGAUUCAAACACUCAUAUACGGUGUGAUUGUGUAUGCGAUGAUCGGGUUCGAAUGGACGGUCGUGAAAUUCUUUUGGUACAUUUUCUUCAUGUAUUUCACGCUGAUGUACUUCACGUUUUACGGGAUGAUGACGGUGGCGGUGACGCCAAACCACAACAUAGCCGCCAUUGUUUCGUCGGCAUUCUACGGGUUAUGGAAUCUCUUCUCCGGAUUCAUCAUUCCAAAAACAAGAAUCCCGGUGUGGUGGAGAUGGUACUACUACGCUUGCCCAAUAGCUUGGACGCUGUACGGAUUGGUUGCUUCGCAAUUCGGUGACGUGCAAGAUAGGCUCGACACUGAUGAAACAGUUGCAGAAUUCGUGCACAGUUAUUUCGGAUUUCAACACGAUUUUGUGGGAUACGUUGCGAUAAUCAUCACUGGAUUAGCUGUGCUCUUCGGCUUCAUUUUUGCCUUCUCGAUCAGAGCUUUCAACUUCCAGAAAAGAUAGAUAAUGUGUAUAUUUCUAAACAGUUUGCUUCCGUUUUUCCGUAACGUUUAUCGACAUUCUUUGUUUCGGGCUAGCCCGGGUUUGAAAUAUAAAUAUAAAAUAAUCGAGCGUGAAUAGCUCAAUUUUUUGUUCA
Molecule: messenger RNA, 4494 nt
Organism: Erythranthe guttata (spotted monkey flower)
Lineage: Eukaryota; Viridiplantae; Streptophyta; Magnoliopsida; Lamiales; Phrymaceae
Product: pleiotropic drug resistance protein 1
Cellular component (GO): membrane
Molecular function (GO): ABC-type transporter activity; ATP hydrolysis activity; ATP binding
Source: RefSeq, a predicted model, not a curated record